Messenger RNA from Verruconis gallopava, 1252 nucleotides. RefSeq lists its product as uncharacterized. The record is from RefSeq and is a predicted model, not a curated record. The transcript has 2 exons. Lineage: Eukaryota; Fungi; Ascomycota; Dothideomycetes; Venturiales; Sympoventuriaceae. The coding region runs from base 142 to 1122 and encodes 326 amino acids.
GUCGAGUACUUAAGCAGCACCUGAUGUCGCGUCCUGUUCGUGUCACUAGUGGCACGCGUCUCGCGCACCUUUCACGUACGCCACUCGUGUGUGCUUCAUCUUGAGCGCGUGUAGCUGGAUAUCGAUUCAAUUUAACGCACCAUGUCUCUCUUCGCCCACGUUGACGCCUCAACAGAAGGACCCACACUCUCAGAAAAUGCUUGUUCAGUAGAUUCCAAUUCCUCUGAACUCAUUGCAGAUCGCUAUCCGAAGAGAAAGCGUGCACAGCUCAAAUACAUCCCAGCUGACUCGGAGGAUGACUGGUCCUCAAUCGAAGAAGAGGAGGAAUACGACGUGCAAGUGAAAAAGAAAGCCAGGCCAUCUCCAAAAAACCUGCCAAGGCGCAAGGUCUUUCCGUUCAUGAGACUGCCAGCGGAGCUGAGAAACAAGAUCUAUGAAUACGCUCUUUCGGAUAAAGAUCCCAUCUAUGUUUCGAGCAGAACCAAGGGCUAUAGGCGCUGGGCGCAGCGCUGUACAGAAACGGAAAUUUCCCCACAAUUCGUGAGCCGAUGGACUCGCUAUCGCCAUCGACAAGAUGGCGAAAACAAAAACGAAGACCCCAGCGAUCGAAGAGCGCUUGUGCCGAACCUUCUCGCCGUGUCCAAAACCAUCCAUGACGAAGCUGGCUCAUUUCUGUACGGCCAGCGCAUAGUCAUUGCCGACAACUACGCACUAAUGGCAUUCCUCUUACAAAUCGGUCCAACUCAUGUCCGAAUGCUUCGGGACCUAACCAUCAUCGAAUGGUGUGGAGGUCGUGCCCACAAAUCCAUCAAUUUUCCCGCCAUCGCAAUGCUGGCGCCAGCCACCGACCUCAGACGCCUAAACAUCUCCUGCUCCGUAGGUUAUUUCUCCUCGUAUAGCUGGGGAACUGGAAAGAAACAAGAAAUCGCACACCGCGUGGCGCGGAAAAUCUUUAGAGACUGCUAUCCUUUCUUGCAAGCAUAUGGAACAGCCAAGAGAGACAUGACUGCCGCCGUUAACGUCAUUGAGAUCGACGAGAACAACUUCCGAUACGCGUCCGCAGAUAAAGAGAAGGAGAUGGAAAAGUUUCGGACUGAGCUCGGAAGGUUACUUCGAACAUGAACGCUGUUCUCCUCAUCAGGAGUUGCACAAUAUCUCUUGUUGCACAUCUGUCUUGAGCGAUUGGUGUAAAUGGAUUGCUCCAAGAGAAUGUUUGUCUCGUAAUAAUUUUGAAUAUGACCAUGAGUUUAGC